AUGGGCAACCUCCAAUUUCCGCCCAACCCGACAAGCUAUCGAAGGACAGGAUGGCAAAUCUUUCUCAUGCUCCUCAUGGGUAUGAACUACCUCAUGGACCACGACCCGCGCCACGUCCAGUUUAGCAAGGACCUGCGAGCCAAGCGGAGAGCAAAGACACACUGCCACAAGUCUGGCUUCAUCACAGAACUGCCCGAUGACUAUGACGACGAGAACAAGCAUGCGUAUAAUCCGCUGUUCGCCCACGCUCCUCGCUCUGCGAAUGUCCAUCACCCUUACAAGGAUCCUCCUUCAGUAGCUCGAAAUGGGAAGGAAGCGUGGCCAUAUCCGCGCAAAGAAUUCCACCACGAGCCUCAUGUGGAGAACGACUCCUCAAGGCACGGUCCGAAGCCGACGAGUCGCAUGCAAAUGAGGGAUGCGUGGACGAGAAUGAGGGCUGUGACCAAAAGGCCUUUAGACUAUGUCAGAUAUAUGGAUAGCAGGAAGAAAAGAGUUACCUUUGACAGGGAUGUUCAGUGGUACAUCUAUGUCCGCAACGAGGAUGCGUGUGAUGGAGACAGCGAGGUGGAGAUGGAUGAGCGGCAAUGA
Didymosphaeria variabile is the source of this 588-nucleotide messenger RNA. RefSeq lists its product as uncharacterized. Bases 1 to 588 code for a protein of 195 amino acids. The transcript has a single exon. Lineage: Eukaryota; Fungi; Ascomycota; Dothideomycetes; Pleosporales; Didymosphaeriaceae. The record is from RefSeq and is a predicted model, not a curated record.